AUGGAUAGUUUUAUCUCGACUCCUAUUAAAAAUAAUAAUGAGACAGAACCAACUCAAGAUGAUGAGGGUCAAGUAAUUAUUGAAGCACAUGUUCAAGAAACACAAGAGGAAGGACAAGAAAAAACACAAGAGGGAGGACAAGAAGUUAGCCAAAGCGUGCAAAACACUCCUAACAAAAAAGGAUUAACUUCUGAGGCUUGGAAACAUUUUAGGAUGGAGCAAAUAAAUGGAAAGUGGAAGGCAAUAUGUAAAUAUUGCAAAAGAAAGAUUGGAGGUGACACGAAGCAAGGAACUAAGCACUUGCAUGAUCACAUUAAAAUUUUCCUGAUUCGCACUGUUAGGGGACCAAAGCAAUCAAUAUUAAAAAUAGUGCAGCAAUCAUCAGGUUCGACAGGAACGGGAAGGCCAACAGAUUCACUUUUGGUUGGAAGCUUCACAUUUAGUCGAGAGGCAGCACGACGAGCACUUACAAAAUGGGUUAUUAGGGACGAACACUCUAUGUGA
This is a messenger RNA of Arachis ipaensis, 504 nucleotides long. NCBI's taxonomy places the organism in Eukaryota, Viridiplantae, Streptophyta, Magnoliopsida, Fabales, Fabaceae. The record is from RefSeq and is a predicted model, not a curated record.